Corvus hawaiiensis (hawaiian crow) is the source of this 5168-nucleotide messenger RNA. It is a transcript of the gene LIMS2, whose product is annotated as LIM zinc finger domain containing 2. Gene Ontology annotation, cellular component: cell-cell junction; cytoplasm; focal adhesion. Lineage: Eukaryota; Metazoa; Chordata; Aves; Passeriformes; Corvidae. The transcript is spliced from 10 exons. Gene Ontology annotation, biological process: positive regulation of substrate adhesion-dependent cell spreading; positive regulation of integrin-mediated signaling pathway; cell-cell junction organization. Bases 96 to 1121 code for a protein of 341 amino acids. The record is from RefSeq and is a predicted model, not a curated record.
GGCGGGGUCAGAGCUGCCCGCCGGGGCCGCAGCGGCGGGGCCGAGCCGCCUGUCCCGGCCCGCAGCCCCGCGGCGGCAGCGCGGGGUUCGCCGCCAUGACGGGCAGUAAUAUGUCUGAUGCUCUGGCAAAUGCGGUGUGUGAGCGCUGCCAGACGCGGUUUGAUCCUGCGGAGAGGAUUGUGAACAGCAAUGGGGAGCUCUAUCACGAGAACUGCUUUGUCUGUGCUCAGUGCUUUCGGCAGUUCCCAGAGGGACUCUUUUAUGAGUUUGAAGGUAGGAAGUACUGUGAGCAUGACUUCCAGAUGCUGUUUGCUCCUUGCUGCGGGGAAUGUGGUGAGUUCAUUAUUGGACGUGUUAUCAAGGCAAUGAACAACAACUGGCACCCAGAAUGUUUCCGCUGUGAGCUCUGCGAUGUAACCCUUGCUGACCUGGGUUUUGUGAAGAACGCUGGCAGGCAUCUGUGCAGGCCAUGCCAUAACCGUGAAAAAGCUAAGGGACUGGGCAAGUACAUCUGUCAGAAGUGCCACUUGAUAAUUGAUGAGCAGCCUCUGAUGUUUAGGAAUGAUUCCUAUCAUCCAGAUCACUUCAACUGCACCCACUGUGGGAAGGAGCUGACUGCCGAGGCCCGGGAGCUGAAGGGGGAGCUGUACUGCCUGCCAUGCCACGACAAGAUGGGGAUCCCCAUCUGCGGUGCCUGCCGCAGGCCCAUCGAGGGCCGGGUGGUCAAUGCUCUGGGGAAGCAAUGGCAUGUUGAGCAUUUUGUUUGUGCCAAAUGUGAGAAGCCAUUCUUGGGGCACCGACACUAUGAAAAAAAAGGGCUGGCCUAUUGUGAGACUCAUUAUAAUCAGCUCUUUGGAGAUGUUUGCUACAACUGCAGCCACGUGAUAGAGGGAGAUGUGGUAUCAGCUCUUAACAAGGCCUGGUGUGUGAAUUGCUUCUCCUGCUCCACCUGCAACAUCAAGCUCACAUUGAAGAAUAAAUUCGUGGAGUUUGACAUGAAGCCUGUGUGCAAGAAGUGCUAUGAGAAAUUCCCUCUGGAGCUGAAGAAACGUCUGAAGAAAUUGUCAGAGCUGGCAUCCAAGAAGACCCAUCCUAAAGCUUUAGAUUUAAACUCUGCUUAAACACAUCUGUCAGUCUCCUGAUGCACUCUUAACACAAGCUGCUCCUCACUGCAGCUGUUGAUUACAGAAGCAAUUACUAAGAAGUGGAACCAAAGAUAAGUAGUACCUUUCCCUGCUUCUGGUGAUGUCUCUUGCAUCUAGACUGUCCCUUUUCUCAAGCAAUUGUCUGUUAACACUGGCAGGAAGAGGAGUAUGAUUUCUGCUUGAGCAGCAUGCAGGCUCAUUAUUAAUUUGCUACUAACAUUGCAUUUUGCCUUUGUGGAGUUAUACACAGUCUUUCGUUCCUCAGUUGAACUGUACUACUCUUUCCACUCCUCUAGUCUAAGGAGUUUGGAAAAAGUGGUUGAGUGUAGGGCUGGAAGAAAUGUCAGAUUUUCUAUUUUUCAAUCAGAGUAUCAAAAUUUUUCUUCUUACUCUGGGUGAAGAAAUUUUUUUUGUUUUUAGUAUAUAGGCAAAUAUUCUGAAAGUUGUCACUCUUUGCUGCCAGCAAAACGUUCUGGUCUUUCUCCAGAUUCCUACAGAGAAUAUGGGUGCCCUACAGUCCUUCUGGUUUGUAGGUUUACUGGACAAUCCCAGGAACCAAUAGCUAUGGCUUCCGCACUGCCCACUUAGGCCCAGUGUUAAGGCAGCUAAGAAGUUUGCUUUGCUGCUUCCCUGCUCACUAAGGAGAUUUCAGCUGUCAAGGCCAUGUGAGCCUGUUCAGAAUAGCUGGGCUCUCCUUAAGGAGAAGGUGGCUGCGGGAAACUAAACAUUUUAUUAGAACUGACGCUAAAUUUCUUUGUUCUCUACUACUACAUGGCUGGCAGAGUGGUCAGUAUAAAGUGAGUCCUGUCCACUGGCAUAGCUGAUAUUUAUUGAGGCAGUGUGGCUGGAGCAUUGGUUACUCUUUUGCAUAAGGAAACCGAAUGGAUAAUAUGGUACCAAUUUAAGCACUUCAGUUUUCCCAUUCUCACUUUAUUUGCAAGCCAAGUAUAUGUUUGUUGGUCAUGCUUCAGAAAGCCCAAUUACAUCACGGAGUUUCUAAUGUAUGCCAUUUGUAGCAAAUGUGGUGCUAGGCAGAAAAAAAAGCCCAUUUUUCUUUAAAUUUUUACCCAAAAAAGAGUUUCCCAUUCAUCUUUCUUUUUAAGACCUGAGUAUACUUAAGGAAAGAAUCUCAGACAUGACUCUAACAUUCUCAAGCAUAUAGUCCUCCUCUGUAAUUUUGCCUGUCACCAGUGAAGUUUCAGUGGUCUACUGUCUCUGCUACCACAACCCUAGGUGCUGAGAUAUCUACUGGUUUUGGAUAUUCUCAAUACUUCUUUAGAGGUGAGCCAUCAGCAGUGCUGUUUCUGAGUCCACCUGCACAAUGUAUGAUCCCCGUGAGCUUCGGAGGCCCCCGGAGGUGACCCCCUUACUUCCUUGUGCUGAACCAAGCUGAGCAGCCUGAAAAUCCCUUUCCAGGAACAGUUGUGAGACUGUUGCAAGGCUGACAAGCACUGGAGGAUUACUGUCCUUUGCAUGGUUUAAGUCUUCCGAAAAAUGGCUAGUUUAGUCAGUCAAAUGAACACAGCAGUUGGGCCUAGACAACACCCUGCAGCCCCAGGUGAAUUAGGUAGCAAGAAGUUAAAGCUUCCCCACUUCAUGUAUGUGUGAGCAGCAAUUGGAUAGGGGCAAUAAUCUACUUUAGAAUUGUGUUACCAUGCUUGCUGGAUCUACUACCCGUGGAACUGCACCAGUGAUACCACAGCAGUGGUGGGAAAUCCUGGAUAACUGCGUGCAGAUCAGAAUCCCCCAUGUGAGACCAUCUUAGAUCUUCACUGCCUUUGCUAACUCAGUUUCCAUCAGCUGCCUUGCUUUUUGUUGCUGUAAGUUACCAUAAUCUUUUAACUGGGUUACAGUGUAUCCACUCUAAUAAUGAUGAGGGGAUAGGCCUAAUUUUAACAGUAAACUCUUUCAUCUUUUCCUGCACUGUAGAUUCCAAUAAUAGUAGCUGCUUGUGUCACUGCUUUAGGAGAACACAUUGGCUAUUCACUGUUCUCUCACCAGCCUUAAAAUGGUCUUUUAGUUAAGGGCACAAAGAACAGCACAUCUUUUGGUGCAGUAGUGUGGCCCUGCAAAGACCCCCGUUUGCAAUGAAACCUGUUGUUUGGCAUUUUGUCAUCGCAUAAAACACUUGAAGUUCUAACCUAGGUGCAGCUCAGUAUGUUAUGCAGAUUUGUCUCAGCAUAAAGCAUUCUGGUCUGUUCCUGUAAUCUCAGUCCCAGGCCAUGUUUAAUGCUGAAUCUGAGCAGCUGUGUAUCCCCAGCCUCCUGGGAAGUGGUGGAGGAACAGACAGUCACACAUUCCUGGUAAAUAUGGAAGGACUGAGUAACUAGCAGCCAGCAGGUAAUACUCUUUCAGCAGCCACUCUCACGUUCAGCAAUGGAAAGUGCAUGUAUGUGAAGGCGAAUGGAUUUACUUCUGUGCUGCCAGUAAAGAUUUAGUAUGGGCUCUCGCCUUGUCUCAUGUUAGAAAUUUGGCAGACCUAGAAAGCUUCAGAGUUCAAAGGAGAGUUGAUAUAAUUCUCUAUUCAGUUCUCUAAGAUUUGGAGUAUGUCCUUAUCUUCAGGAUAUUUCGUAAAGUUAGUUGGUGAAAAAAAUCACUGUAAUCCCUGACCUCUAUAUUAGUGGAGGGUGAUACUCUCAUAAAUUAUUAAUUUUCCACAAUUAUUUUUCUUAUACAUCUGCUGCCCAUAGCCUGCAAUGUGCAGAGUUACAGUAGUUUAUAUUACCAACAUACCUUUUGUGUGAGAGUGGAAUUGAAGGAGUAGGAGAAAUAACUAUAAAUGUUUUAAAAAAAUACAUCUUCCUCUACUUCUGUCAGUCUACAUUUUAAAAACCAAGUAGAAUAUAGUGCAAACUUACAAGUUCUCCUUAGUGCCUUGGUAGGCUGACAGGUUGGAUUUUGUUUUCUUUAUAAUAAAUAUAGUCAAGGUGUCAGUCAGAAAUAGGCUGCAUGCUUUUUUCCAUUGCUGUAAAUAGACCUGCUGGCCAAAUUCUUCCUAAGUAUCACACCACUGGAGAGUAGAGAUUAAUAUCAAGGUUGAACUUGGCUCAGAAAUCUACACUUACUAAAAGGUGUUGUCUCAUACUAUUCACUUAUAGUUUACAUUCAUAUUUUUACAUAAUUAAAAGCACUAACACUCACUGAGUACACUUGAAAAUGGUUUUGCUUUUAGAAAGCAUGGUAUGUGAAGCUUCUUUGUAUUCAAAGGGUAUGCUAAUCACUUGCAGCCUUUCUUUAUGGCACUAACCUGCUCUCUAGGAUUUGUGUCUGAUGUUUUUACAGCAGUCUGUGCAAUGCUGGCAAACACUGGUCAGCCUUUUGUACAGAGAAUUCCUGAUGUGGCAUGAUUGGUGUUAGAUGAUACGACUGACACACUUUCAGAAGUGAUUGGAUGGGGAGGGAAUAAAUUGCAGGCAAGCAUGUAAUAAACAUGGUUAUACUAGUCUGUAAAGCACUGUUAAGUGCUGAGGGUAUUAGACUGAGAAAAGAAUUAGCAGUUCCCUGCCUUGAUUCAGGCCUUGAUGGGUUCUGCACCGUGUAGAGCUCUCAUUUUAUCACACUUUGUUUUAGCUGUCUAACCAAAACACGAUUGUGGAUUGAAAUGCUGUAAUACUGUGCCUUUGUAUGUUCUUGUAUUAAAGUUACUGUAAUACAUUUUAAAUCUUUACCCAAAAAAAAAAGGGAAAAGAUUUGUAUAGUGUACAGUUAAUACCAUAUUUUCAGUGCUUAGCCAGAGAGCAUUACCCACUCUGAGGAGCUCUGGUUUUGCCCAAACCUUAGGAACUGCUGUGGUGAAUUCACAUUUUGGACCUGUGCUGCUUCUGUGGUGAUGUGUUGGUUGAUGAGGAUGUGCAGAAAGGGGGAUCAUCCUUUUAGCAGCUGUCUUGUACUAAUUGUGUUGUGUAUUUAAUGAGCAGAUGGGAUGCUAUGAUCAUUUACAGGAUAUAGUGGAUAUUUGGUAGAUCUGGGUUACAUGGAUCUGGAGCAAACAUUCACUUGGUAAAAAAAGGACAUUGUGGUUGA